GUGGCGCUUUCCAAGGAGACGCUGCCGAUCCCCCCGGACGCGUGCAUUUCAUCGGCAACCGAAGAGACGCCUCAGUACGAGCGUGACCACGGUCUCAAACACACAUUGAAUAUUGUAGUCCAAAGCGUGUUCAUUCCCCCGCGUGUUUACCAACAUUAUAAACAACAUGGCAUCAAGCAUCAACUGUAUGUUCGCCGCUCUGGCUUUUGCCCUUGCGAUUCAGUCCGGUACUGCUCUGCAGUGUUGGAUCUGCCACAGUGACAGCAGUUCACAGUGCGAAUAUCUCGGAAAUGCUACCGAACACACUAGGAUUUCGUUCCUGAGGGACUGUAAUUCCCAACAGUCACAAACUUCAUACGGAUACAACGAGAGAUAUAUCUGCAGAAAAAUUGUCUACACCCAGGGCGGCAGAACCACAACCUCACGCCAAUGCGAUACCCUUCGUGCAGACGAAAGAGACAUCAAGGAUGGACCCUGCGGUCAUCAGAUAGCAUCAGAAUACAGUACCAGAUCAAUCGUGUCCUGCAACAUAUGCAGCACCGACGCCUGUAACUCAGGCACCUCCAUCACAGGCUCACGUCUAUUCCAACUAUUCGCCAUCAUCCUCGCUGUGACGCCUUUCCUCACUGGUGUCAAAUCACUCGGCGUCUAGUCACCUCAACCAAUGCAGCGAGAGAGAGAGCAACAAAAGAAAAUUGAGUGUUUAUCAAAUAUUUUACAUUCAUAAAUCCGAAUAAGUACCGAUAUUAAUGUAUUUUAGAGUUAAAAAUGAAACAGAUUAAAAGGUAAUGCAGGUGGUGAAGAUUAA
Molecule: messenger RNA, 808 nt
Organism: Diachasma alloeum
Lineage: Eukaryota; Metazoa; Arthropoda; Insecta; Hymenoptera; Braconidae
Exons: 3
Coding region: 167-652 (161 amino acids)
Biological process (GO): positive regulation of voltage-gated potassium channel activity; regulation of synaptic transmission, cholinergic; sleep
Source: RefSeq, a predicted model, not a curated record